ACACUUGUAACCUCACAGCUCUUCUAGGUUUACGUAGACCAGGUUCAGUCUUGGGAAAGAGGCGAGAGUUGUACCCAAAUCCUAUUUCUGUCUCAUUUUGUCCCCACCAAGAUUUUCCUCUGGAAGCCCCAGAAGAUAAGACUCCACUGAUACAGAAUCCAUGACAUCAGUGGAAUGUGUUGCUGUUGCUUUGGGCCUCCUGGGGGAAAUGGAGUGGGUGAGAACACUCACAACCAAGGCCCAGCUUGGACUGAUCUGGGGGGAGAUAAAGGAAGCUCUGCAGCCACUGGGGUGCUCCCAAUGUGGCUGCAGUUGCCCCCGGAGUCCCGGGAACCUGUUGAUUCUUCUGCUGUUCCUGAUUUGGCAGUUUCGGAGAAAGCAUCACCGAUGGCUCCCAACCCAGCAGGAUGAGAGUCACAGCACGGUUCUCCCAUUUCUCUUCCCUACCUCCCCUAACUUCCCAGAGAGAGCUCCAAGUUGGCAGCCCCAGAGCUGGAAAGGAGCUCUGUUCCACAAAGAGGAAGAGGAGCAGGAGGAGGAGGAGGAGGAGGAUGAAGAAGAGAAAGAGGAGGAUUUGUUGAGACAGAUGAGGCUAGACCCUCAGUGGUAUUUCCACUCUAGGAAUCUGGAGGUUGAGCAGAAGGCCUCUUUCUUCCAAACAGAGGCCUUAGGGACACUGAAUGAAGAGGUGGGGAACCUACACCCUUCCUUCUUGGGUCCCCAUGGAGCAUACCAGCCCUUUGUGGGUUCCAAAGAAUUCCCAGUCAAAGCAGUGAUACCAGAGCCGGCACCCAACUCUCAUUACCUCCACAGCCCUACUGGCCUAAUCCAGGCCCCCAACUCCCUUUGUCCCUUGUCUGCUUCAAGUGCCAAGGCAAAAGGGAGCAUCCAGCUCUUCUGCGGUCUCCCUUCUCUUCACAGUGAGUCUUUGGGGGUCACUUUCCCAAAGUCCAGUUGCACCUUUCCCACUGGGACCACUAACCAACAGCCACCUUCGGACACUCCCCUUGUCUUCUUCAAUGAGCUUUCUUACCUCCCCCUGCCCAAUCUAUUUUAUAAAACUAUGUCCCUUCCUCCCCCAUACCUGCCCUCAAUCUCUCCCCUCCCUGUCUUGCAUGGAAACUGUGAGACUACAGAAAUGGCAUCCCCUGAGCUCCCAAAUCAACCAGAAGUCCCACGGUCAGCCUCCGAAUGCCGAGACCCAGUCCUAGAUCCAUUGCUACCUUUACUUUCUCCCCCACAUUCCCUGGUGAAGCCUCAAGAAGUUGAUCCUGCGGAAGUCACAAAAGUGGUGGCAUCACAUGAACAUGAGGUCCUUGGGCCUCAGGAUAUGCCACAGAGCGAACUACCCUGGCCCCCUGAAUCUCCAGCCCAGACCCUCGGGCCACCCUCAGUCCUCCUUCCUGAGCCCCAAAGUCCAGUGGAAGAUCCCAAAGUGAUAGUCUCUGAGGCCCUAUUGGGGGACCAAUGGCAGGCCCAGUUUCCCCAGGACCCUGACCCCUCAGCCCCAACCUGCAAUGCUUCCGCAUCACAUCUGCUUAAGCCUCAGGGAGCUGGCCUCAUAGGAGCCUGGAGUGAGACUGCCCCUGUGACUCUGCAUGGGCCCAAGGCCUCAUGCAAUAACUCCCAGAAAAGUGAACUUCCCCAGGUUGCUGGGUCUCCAGCCUCGUGCCUCGACCUGCACACCCUACCUGAGCCCCAAAGAACUGGCCUUAUUGAAAAUCCCCUUAUGAUUCUUCAUGUACCUGAGUUCCCAUGGUAUAACAUGCAAGACAAAGAUCCUCCCUGGCCUGCAGAGCCUCCAGCCCCAGUGCUUAACAUGAACUCCCAGAGUGAGCUGCAAGGAGCCAGCUCCAUAGAAGUCCCAAAAGGGACAGGCCCAAGUUGGGACAGAAUGCAGACCCAACCUCCUUGGACCUCAGUCCUGUCUUCAUUACCCCAGGUUGAACCCCAAGGAGACAACUCUGAGGAAAGUCCUGUCCCUUUAGCUAGUCCAGACCUCCCAGGAUGGGGAGUCCAGCAAAUAUAUCAGCCCUGUGCCCUAAGGCAUAAUACCCCUCCCCUAGAGCCACCAUCCCACACCUGGCCUACCACUUUGAGGGUGCCAGCUGGAACUCAAGAGGAUGAGCAUGACUCACCAGGAUCCCUCACCGGAGAUAUACUCCCAAUGUCCAGGAUAGUGACCUCCAUGCCCCAGGACGAAGGAGCAACAGGAGAAGCACCUCUUCAUACCCAGGGGACUCUGGGCCCUGAGACUGAAGGCUGCCCCUGGAACAAAGAACCCAGAAUCCAGCUUGAGAAAUGCCAGUAUAACCCUGAUCCCCAUUCCCUAGCUUCCAGCCCCCCAUUCCCCGGUCUAUUUUUUCCUAGGACUCCCAUUCAACAUAACCUCUGUCCCCUGGCUACCCCCUUCUGCUCCACAACUUGUCAGAUUCCAGCUCCCAAUCCUACCUGCCAAGGGUCUGUGGGAGCCCAUGUCCAAGCAAAGAAGGCUAUGUCUCAAGAUGUUCGGCCCCUACAUUGCCAUCCUCCUGCCGCUUCUCAGCCAUGGCUACAGGAGCUUGUUAGAGAUGGGCAGGGCCCUUCCAGGGAGGGGAGAGAAGUCCCCUUGAUGCCUCCCCAGACUUUUGAUAUUCAGACCACCAAGGUCCCAGAGCCCCAGUCCCUGAGUCAGUACAAGAACAUGGCAGCUGCUAAAAGGCCAUGUGUACACGGGAGGGCCAGACGAGGGGGGUCUGAGAAGUCAGAGCCCCCAGCUCCAGACAAGAGUCAGGCCAAGGCCACAGUCCCAAGCCGGAAGAGAGAACACUUUAGGAAACCCAAAGCUGGAGACCAGGGUUGGGGGGAUGGAGGAGGGGGAGCAUCCCCAUCCAAACCAAAGAGUCACUCCUCAGAGGCCAAGAAACUUAUAAGACACCCUCCUGCAAGAAGGUACUUGGCGUCACCACAUCAGGGGAGCAGGAAUCUUUGUCAGACUGCUUCCCGCCCCCAGCUACCCCAGCCUUCUACUAAGGCUGAGACUUCCCAAGUUCUGCCCUCACAGGGCUCUUCAAAGGGUCAGAGAGUGGGUGGUGGUGACAGCUCAGACUCCCGACACCAGCAGAACCACUCCCAAGGGGGCCGGGGUCCCCAGAGGGAAGCAGGGAAAGGGAGCUUCUCUAGUUCCUCUGGCCCAGCCAAGAAAGGCCUACAGGAGUUUCUGGGAGGGCUUCUAAACAGACUGAGAUAUAGCCAAAGAACUCAGUCAGUACAGUGUCUACAGAUGGCAACGAAAAUAGCCCAAGGUUCUAGGUCCGGCCAGGCCCUGCGUCUGACACCCCAAUAAAGAGACAGAGAUCUUCUGCAACUUGAGUGCUGCUGCUGCUUUGUAGACCAACUCUAGGGAUCAGAGCAGAAGAGAAAGGAUUGACUCUGUUAGCCAUUUGGGUUGUGAUCUUUCCAUUCAAAAGCUUAUUUUCUUUGGCUUAGAAAACAAAUGCAAACUUAAUUGUUUUG
Molecule: messenger RNA, 3495 nt
Organism: Trichosurus vulpecula (common brushtail)
Lineage: Eukaryota; Metazoa; Chordata; Mammalia; Diprotodontia; Phalangeridae
Exons: 3
Coding region: 161-3325 (1054 amino acids)
Source: RefSeq, a predicted model, not a curated record